AUGAAUCAGCAGCAGCAGAGAAUGGCUGCAGUUGGGACAGACAAAGAGCUCAGUGACCUGCUGGACUUCAGUAUGAUGUUUCCCCUGCCAGUGGCUAAUGGAAAAAACAGACCCACGACCCUAGCGAGCACUCAGUUUGGAGGAUCAGGUUUGGAUGAAAGACCAGGAUCAGGUUCCUGGGGAACGGGAGAUCAAAACAGCUCCACAUUUGACCAAGGAAGGCAGAGCUACGGCGAAGGCCCCCACUACGGCGAGCACAGGGACCUGCCGUCUCACAACAGCAUAUCUUCAUCACCAUUCCUGGGAGCUGGACUAGUGGGGAAGAGCAGUGAAAGAGCCUCGUACUCCACGUUCGGAAGAGAGACAGGGAUGCCAGGACUAAGCCAGACUGGUUUCCUGCCCAGCGAAAUGGGAAUCGCGAGUCCGAGCACACUUUCCCCUACCGGGGUGAAAGGGGGGUCUCAGUAUUUUUCUUACCCCAACAAUCCUCGCAGGAGAGGUGCUGAGAGCAACAUAGAUGGACAGCCCAAAAAGGUUCGGAAGGUGCCUCCUGGACUCCCCUCCUCGGUGUAUCCAUCCAACUCAGGUGACGACUACAGCAGGGAUCCAGCUGGAUAUACUCCCUCAAAACCUCCCAGCACUGUGUAUCCCGGAGCCUUUUAUAUGGCAGACGGUCUCCAUAACUCGCCAGACCUGUGGAGUUCACCGGGUGCCAUGAGCCAGUCGAGUUACGGUGCCAUGCUGGGCAGCUCCUCCUCCCCGCUCCCGCAGUCCAGCGGCUUCAACAGUUUACAUCAGCACGAACGCAUGAACUACCAGCUUCAUUCAGGAGAGGUUAACGGCGGACUCCCCUCUGUGUCUGGCUUUUCCUCUGCCUCCACGCCAUAUGGUGUCUCCAGUCAUACGCCCCCAAUCAGCGGGACGGACAGCAUGAUGGGUAACAGAGGAACCACAGCUGGGAGCUCAGGAGACGCGCUCGGGAAGGCACUAGCUUCAAUUUAUUCCCCCGAUCACUCUAGCAAUAACUUCUCGUCAAACCCCUCUACACCGGUCGGCUCCCCUCAGGGGCUUGCAGGCACAUCCCAGUGGUCGCGAGCGAGCGGACAGGGUGCCUUAUCUCCCAGCUACGAAGGGAGCCUCCACACUUUACAAAACAAAAUGGAAGACAGGUUGGAUGAAGCCAUCCACGUGUUGAGGAAUCAUGCCGUGGGCCAGACAGCCGCCAUGCCGAGCAACCACGGGGACAUGCACGGGCUCCUGGGCUCGGCACCGGCCCACAGUGCCACCGUGGGCAGCCUGGGCCAGGCCUUCCCUGCCUCGGUCAUGUCCCUGGGGAACAGGCACCCGAGUCUGGUGGGAGGAGGUCACCCUGAAGAUGGGUUGUCCAGCAACCCCAGCAUGCUCCACAACCAUGUCACACUUCCGUCACAGCCCAGCUCACUCCCUGACCUCAACAGGCAGCAAGACACGUACAGCGGCUUGUCAGGGGGGCUGGGACGAAGCAGCGUCUCCUCAGGAACCAGCGAAAUAAAGAGGGAAGAGAAGGAGGACGAGGAGAACACGUCGGUGGCAGAUAACUCGGAAGAGGAGAAGAAGGAGCUGAAACCCUCCCGGAACAGAACAAGUCAAGAUGAGGAUGAGGAGGACGAUCUUCUUCCCCCAGAGCAAAAAGCCGAGAGAGAGAGAGAAAGGAGGGUCGCCAAUAAUGCCCGUGAGCGCCUGCGGGUCCGUGACAUCAACGAGGCCUUUAAAGAGCUCGGACGCAUGUGCCAACUCCACCUAAACAGCGAAAAACCGCAGACCAAACUGCUAAUCCUACACCAGGCCGUAUCAGUCAUACUGAACCUGGAGCAACAAGUUAGAGAGCGCAAUCUGAACCCUAAAGCAGCCUGCUUGAAGCGUCGGGAAGAGGAGAAAGUGUCCGGAGUAGUAGGAGAUCCCCAGAUGACACUUUCAGCUUCACAUCCUGGUCUAGGAGACGGUCACAAUCCUGUUGGACACAUGUAAAGAUCUUUUUGUUCCUCUGGAUAGAGAGAUCUGUAGGAAGAAAACCCUCGGUGUGACCUGCAACCUUCUCGAACCAUAAACUUUAGUACUGCUAAUACUGACACACGUGGACGGAUCCUGGCAUGACGUAAGGGGUGGAAAAAACACUUUGUCAAAAACAAAACGAAAACAAAAAAAUUGCCUUAAGUAUAAAGUGCGGAACAGUCAAUACAUAUCACUCAGUUAGAAGGGGGUGGCGUGUUCUCUUGGCUUGUUCACAAGCAGCCAGCAGCAAAAUUGUGCCUAAGCUUGAUAUUUCUUUUUUAAAAAAAAAGAACAUUAGUUAUGAGAUUUUUUAUGUAGAACAAAUAGCAAUGCCUUUUGGUUUUUUUUAGCUUCUUUUGCAUAUGUUUUGUAAGCAACGAAAAGAAUUUUUUUUUGUAUAAAAAAAUGUCUUGUACCC
Molecule: messenger RNA, 2449 nt
Organism: Nipponia nippon (crested ibis)
Lineage: Eukaryota; Metazoa; Chordata; Aves; Pelecaniformes; Threskiornithidae
Source: RefSeq, a predicted model, not a curated record